AUGGCGCCAAUCUCGAACCUGGUGUCGCUUGCGACCUUGCUAUCAGUAUCUGGCAGGUCGAUUGCGCAGUUUGUCCCACCCCCAGCCGACCUCAUUGAAAAGACUGGUUAUGCGGAUAUUCCAGUCCGCUACAAGGAGGUUCCAGUGGGAACAUGCGAGUUGGACCCCAAUGUGAAGAGCUACUCUGGGUAUGCGGAUGUUGGCGAAGACGAACACAUUUUCUGGUGGUUUUUUGAAGCCCGCAACCAGGAUCCGUCCGAGGCCGAGCUGACGGUGUGGAUCAACGGCGGCCCGGGUUCGUCGUCCAUGAUCGGGCUGUUCCAGGAGAAUGGCCCUUGCAGAGUCGAUGCCGAUGGGAAUGUGGUCAACAACCCCUAUUCAUGGUCGAAUGCAUCUAACAUGCUUUUCAUUGAUCAACCCGUCGGCACUGGGUUCUCCUACAGCAAAGCAGUUCCGUCCUACCAGAGCAGCUCCGGCAACCUCGUUCAGCUGCCGGACAACGCCUGUCCUGAGUACGCUCAAGGCAGUAACACCUGUGGUACCUGGUCAUCGGCGAACCAGACCCUGACCGCGAACAGCACGGCAGGUGCUGCCCCGAAUUUCUGGAAGACACUCCAGGGAUUCAUGGGGGCAUUCCCGCAGUAUUCACGUGGCGACUUCAACUUUGCAACUGAGAGCUACGGCGGCCACUACGGUCCGAUCUUCAACACUUACAUAGAGGAACAAAACGAGCUCAUCAGGGCGAACAGCUUGUCCGCGCACGAGAUCAACCUCAAGGCUGUGCUCAUUGGCAACGGCUGGUUUGACCCUCUCAUCAGCUACGCCGCCUAUUACAACUUCACGGUCUCACCAGGCAACACCUACGACCUCUCCCCAUUUAACGACACCAUCGCCGAAAUGAUGUACAACGCGAUGUACGGCAAGGGCAACUGCUACGACCAGACCGUGGAGUGCAACACCAACGGUGUCGACGAGAUUUGCAAGGCGGCAGACAACUUCUGCGCCUCAGAGGUUGAGUUCCUCCUAGACACCUUUUCGGGCCGCGAUGAGUAUGACAUCCGCCAGCUUCAGCCCGACCCAUUCCCGCCCACCUUCUAUCUGGACUAUCUCAACAGCGGCGCAUUUCAGUCCGCCAUCGGUGCAUUCGUCAAUUUCACAGAGAGUAGCAGCGUCGUUUCAAAUGCUUUCGACUCCACUGGUGACGACGACCGCAAUGAUGGCACAGUGGAGGCUAUGUCCACCCUGAUCUCCAAGAAUGUGACCGUGGUGAUGUUCUUUGGAGACGCUGAUUACAACUGCAACUGGCUUGGUGGAGAGGUCGUCGCGGAGAAUAUCAACGCGCCCGGGUGGAGCAGUGCCGGAUUUGUCAAUGUCAGCACCUCGGAUAACAUUGUGCAUGGACAGGUAAAGCAGUCCGGUGCUUUCAGUUUCGUCCGUAUCUACGAAUCGGGCCACGAGGUGCCAUUCUACCAGCCGGUGGUGGCUCUGGAGAUGUUUGAGCGCGCCAUCAGCUCCAAGGAUAUCGCGACUGGGCUGGUUGAUGUGGUACCUGGAGAGGUUUAUAUCACCAAUGGUACAGCCCAAAGCACGUACCGGGAAGGCAACUCGACUGUGCAGUACGACGUUACCCCAGACUCGGCGACUUACAACACCUCUCUAAAUGCGCCAAAUCCCGUAAACAAGAAGGAUUUGCGGAGGAGAAGGAGACACACACUGUUUCGAUAA
This is a messenger RNA of Diaporthe batatas, 1725 nucleotides long. RefSeq lists its product as uncharacterized. Gene Ontology annotation, cellular component: fungal-type vacuole. The coding region runs from base 1 to 1725 and encodes 574 amino acids. The record is from RefSeq and is a predicted model, not a curated record. NCBI's taxonomy places the organism in Eukaryota, Fungi, Ascomycota, Sordariomycetes, Diaporthales, Diaporthaceae. Gene Ontology annotation, biological process: proteolysis. Gene Ontology annotation, molecular function: serine-type carboxypeptidase activity. The transcript has 2 exons.